Molecule: messenger RNA, 695 nt
Organism: Paramecium primaurelia
Lineage: Eukaryota; Ciliophora; Oligohymenophorea; Peniculida; Parameciidae
Source: the annotation of a GenBank genome assembly
AAAUUAAGAUGUUUAUUCUUAACAUGUUCAAAAGUCUUUUGAGUUCUUUAGGACUCUAUAAGAAGAAUGCAAAAAUAUUGUUUUUAGGGUAAUUAGAAAAUUCUAAUAUUUUUAUAGACUCGAUAAUGCAGGAAAGACAACUCUAUUGAGAAGAUUGAAAGAUGAUAGAAUGGUUUAACAUGAUCCUACAUUACAUCCACAUGCAGAAGAGCUUGUUUUAGGAAAUGUUAGAUUCAAGGCAUUUGAUUUGGGAGGUCAUUAAGCAGUUAGAAAGACUUGGAAGAAUUAUUUCCCUACAGUUGAUGGAAUCAUCUAUCUUGUUGAUUCAGCAGAUUCAUAAAGAUUGAAGGAAAGUAGAGAUGAGUUAGAAUAAAUAUUAAAUACAGCAGAAUUAGCAAAGGUAUAAAAAUUCUAUAUAUAUUUUUAAUUAGGUCCCAAUAGUAAUUUUGGGAAAUAAAAUUGAUAAACCAGGAGCAGUGCCAGAAGAAGAAUUGAGAUAAGCAUUAGGAAUAAAUGUUAAACAGCAAAUUAAUAAUAAAAAUAUUAAGGAAAUUGAUGGAAGACCAGUUGAUGUAUUUAUGUGUAGUGUAGCAAACAGAGUAGGCUAUGCUGAAGGUUUUAGAUGGUUAUCAUAAUUUUUAAAUUGAAAUUUAUUAUUAGUAUAUGUAUUUUUCUUUUCAUAAAAAACCUUAAAU